Austrofundulus limnaeus is the source of this 1682-nucleotide messenger RNA. RefSeq names its product zinc finger SWIM domain-containing protein 8. The record is from RefSeq and is a predicted model, not a curated record. Gene Ontology annotation, cellular component: Cul2-RING ubiquitin ligase complex. Lineage: Eukaryota; Metazoa; Chordata; Actinopteri; Cyprinodontiformes; Rivulidae.
GAGUCAACCACGUGUAUCAGUUCUGUGUCGGCGCAGCGAAGGGAGUCCUCAGCCCGUUUGUCCUGCAGGAGAUCAUCAUGGAGGCCCUGCAGAGYCUGAACCCAGCUCACAUCCACGCCCACCUCCGAACGCCUGCUUUCCACCAGCUGGUCCAGCGCUGCCAGCAGGCCUACCUGCAGUACAUCCACCACCGGCUCAUCCACCUGACGCCCGCCGACUACGACGACUUUGUCAACAUCAUCCGCAGCGCUCGGGGGGCGUUCUGCCUGACCCCGGUGGGGAUGAUGCAGUUCAACGACGUGCUGCAGAACCUGAAGAGGGGCAAGCAGACCAAGGAGCUGUGGCAGCGCAUUUCACUGGAGAUGGCAACGUUCUCUCCCUGAGCGGCACGCCGAAGGAGAGCACACAGCUUUACUACUGCCACUUCACUGAGCCACACUGACUCCUCCCCCUUCACUAGUGUUGGACACGCCCACUCACCUUACUCUCUUCCCUCUUUAUUUGCCAUACGCUCUGUGUGUGUGCGUGCGUGCGUGCGUGCGUGCGUGCGUGCGUGCGUGCGUGUGUGGGUGUGUGUGUGAGAAAAAAACAGUGGACUCCUCUUUCUUUGUACCCUCUAAACAGGAGGUCUUCCAUCUUCAUGUUGUAGGUUUAUGUUAUUUGUUUUUUUAGUUCACUUCUGAAGGAAACCACUUUCCAUCCCAGAGUGUUUGGUGCUGAGAUUUCCUCUCCAAAACCUUCAAACCCGAAAACUUUAGGAGCGUGGGACAAAACGAUUUGUAGGAAAAAAAGGUUUUCCUUUUGAGAACGACUGAAGAUGUUUAAGUAUUUUGUGUAUUUUUUUUUUUUUUGAUAUUUUGUAUAGACUAUGGCAAAACAGGAAGGAGGGAAAAGAACAUGGAAGGUGUAGGAUCCACAUUUACACUUCAGUCUGAGGGAGGACGUGAACACAGCUGCAGACCAAAACACGCUGGUCCACAAAGCCCAUCCAACAUCCAGUUUAAUUCUUCCCCAGACGGAUCGAACAAUCACUUUCAUAGUUUCUCUAAUUUUUCAGAUCCUAAGUACCCUUUUUGAUAAAAAAAAAAAAACACACUAAACUGGACUUCUUUUUUUUAACAUUUAGUUGUCAGAUUUCACAUCACUGCUGAGAAUAUUCCAGAAGAUCUGAGCUUUUAACAUGAAGCUAAAACAAAAAGAUGCCACAGUAUAAAUAAAGAGGAACAUCCAGCCUGACUGGAUCACAGCGCCCCCUAUUGGACUGAACACAUGGACCGAACGGUGGCUGCUGUUCACGUUUCCUGUAAAGACUCGGGUCUCGGCACUGCUGGAUCGGAUUCAUUUAGGCUUCCUUCAGCAGAACUUCCGUCUGUGUGUGGUGGGAGCUGAGCAGCACCGCCGCGGGCCGUGGGUCCAGAACACGGAUGGUUCUGAAACUGGGCACUGAGCUAUUUGAACGACUCUCCCUGGUUACUUGAAGAGCUGUGGCUGUGUGAACCCGGAGGAAGUAACUUUGCAGAAAACGAACUGUGGUAUUUUUGUAUUCCUCAGAUGUGUAGCUCAACUGAAAGGUUCUAUAUGUACUUAUUACAAAAUAUUCUACUUUAGAAAGAGAGGAUAAAAAAAGAUGAAAGCAAUAUUGAAAGUGUAGAGUUUACUUAAUAAAAACCAUUAAAACAUUA